AUGACAAAAAAACCAUUAAAAGGUAGCAAGAAAACUCCUGAACCUGAAAACUCAGAUGAAACCGAACUCGAUAGUGAUAUAUUCGAUAUCCCUUGCGCGUUUGACACGGAGAAAUACUUUACAAUUCCAGAUCCAGAUAAUAUAAUACGAACAAAUAUGGUAUAUGCUGAUCAGAAUGAAGAAAUAAGAAUGAAAAAUGCUUUCUUGGUUUUAUAUGCUACUUUAUUAAACAAAUUAAGGAAAAAUAACAAAGAGGAUGAUAGAUCUCGUCAAGCUGUUGGAAAUUUGAUUGCUACAGCUUUUAUUCAAGGUGUAUUUGAUGAAAACGAAAUUUUAAAAAGAUUUGACAAAACUUUUACACUUGAUCCUUCUCAAUAA
Molecule: messenger RNA, 378 nt
Organism: Trichomonas vaginalis G3
Lineage: Eukaryota; Parabasalia; Trichomonadida; Trichomonadidae
Exons: 1
Coding region: 1-378 (125 amino acids)
Source: RefSeq, a predicted model, not a curated record